This is a messenger RNA of Urocitellus parryii (Arctic ground squirrel), 706 nucleotides long. It is a transcript of the gene Sri, whose product is annotated as sorcin. NCBI's taxonomy places the organism in Eukaryota, Metazoa, Chordata, Mammalia, Rodentia, Sciuridae. Gene Ontology annotation, molecular function: calcium ion binding. The record is from RefSeq and is a predicted model, not a curated record.
GGCGCAGUCUGCACCAUGGCGUACCCGGGGCACCCUGGCGCCGGCGGCGGGUACUACCCAGGUGGGUAUGGAGGGGCUCCUGGAGGGCCUACGUUUCCAGGACAAACUCAGGAUCCACUGUAUGGUUACUUYGCUGCCGUUGCUGGACAGGAUGGGCAAAUAGAUGCUGAUGAAUUGCAGAGAUGUCUGACACAAUCGGGCAUUGCUGGAGGAUAUAAACCUUUUAACCUGGAGACCUGUCGGCUUAUGGUUUCGAUGCUGGAUAGAGACAGGUCUGGCACAAUGGGGUUCAAUGAGUUUAAAGAACUCUGGUCUGUACUGAAUGGCUGGAGACAACACUUCAUCAGUUUUGACAGUGAUCGGAGUGGAACUGUGGAUCCUCAAGAAUUGCAGAAGGCGCUGACAACCAUGGGAUUUAGGUUGAAUCCCCAAACUGUGAAUUCAAUUGCAAAACGAUACAGCACCAGUGGAAAGAUCACCUUCGAUGACUAUAUUGCCUGCUGUGUCAAGCUGAGAGCACUCACAGAUAGCUUUCGAAGACGGGACACUGCUCAGCAAGGCAUGGUGAAUUUCUCAUAUGAUGAUUUCAUUCAGUGUGUCAUGACCGUUUGAGAGGAAGCUGCUGGAAGUCAAUCAACAUUCCACCUGGAGUUCGCAUUUGCUUACUCUUUGCCUUCAGUACCGUGUGUAGCUUACAUGGCUACUU